Messenger RNA from Cannabis sativa, 4800 nucleotides. RefSeq lists its product as uncharacterized. The record is from RefSeq and is a predicted model, not a curated record. Bases 1095 to 4469 code for a protein of 1124 amino acids. The transcript is spliced from 4 exons. NCBI's taxonomy places the organism in Eukaryota, Viridiplantae, Streptophyta, Magnoliopsida, Rosales, Cannabaceae.
AAUAUUCUGAAGCCCAAAACAAAGUUCUCCCUAGACCUGAAACUGCUACAGAAGGCAGCUCUUCAACAGCCCUUAUCAUUGAUUCAAUUCUGCCUUUUCCUAGAAAUUACAAACUCAGUGUGGAUGCGGCUGUGCAAAGGCAACAUAAUAUCCAUGGUUAUGGUGCGAUUGUUCAAGAUCAUGUUGGCCGAGUUAUUGCUGGUUUUUAUUCCUCUGCUAUCUCAGGUUUGCCUCCUAUAUUUGUUGAAGCAAAAGCCCUUCUACGAGCUUUAAAUUAGUGCAAGGAAGUUCAUUUUCCAAUUGGUUUGAUAGUCCCUGACUGCCAAGUGCUCAUCUCCAAAAUCCUAAAGAAGCAGAAAGAUUUUUCAGCUCUUUCGGAUAAAGUUUGGCAAGUCAUUUUCUCUUUAUCUCAUUUUCCUCAUGCCACAAUCAAAUUCAUUCCUAGAAGACACAAUACGCUCAUGAUACGAAGCAAAAGGCAUUAGGAACUAAUAAGGAAAUGUUGUAGAACAAUUGUGUUUCACAUUCUUAGUUUUCUGUAUUUGGACCUUUAUUGCCUCAUCUUAGAUACAAAGCUUGUAUUUCUCAAAAAAAAAAAAAAAAUAGUUAUGAAAAUAACCCUAAAACUUUGUUGAAUAAUGAUGUUCACAAUAUACUGAGUAUUAAAAGUUUGAAAGAACCAAAGAAUGAGUGGAUAAGUUUUUCGAUCAAUGGUCGGAUAUAUUUUUUGUCAGGCUUUUUCUUUUGUUCUUCGUCUUCUAUCAAUGUUUUAAGUUUUAAUUUUGUGAUUGUAGACAUUUGGAAAAAAUUAAUAGAGGUAUUUAGCCGAUUACAAUAGGCGUAAUUUGUUUAGUUGGAUGAUCGGACGGUCAUAUUGGUGGCCAAACACGUCAUAAAAUUCCAAUCAACCACUCACAAUUUCUCAAUAACUUUUUUUUAAAAAAAAAUAAAAAAAUCCCAAAACUCACAGGAGACGAAAGUGAGAGAGCAAAGAACAGAACAGAGUAGUCUCUCUCUCUCUCUCUCUCUCUCUCUCUGAGCAAGAGAAAAAGAAGCCAAGAGUCGUCGUCGUCGUUUUCCGUUGGCCGGCCAAGAUGAUGCCGCCGGAGCUCCAACCACGCUCCUUCCGACCAUACAUAUCGUCCUCUCUGAGCGCUCCUUCUUUUUCCUCCUUCAGCAAUGGCUCCCCACCUUACUCUUCCUCCGAUCGGAGUCCUGAAUUGGACCCUUCUUCCACUUCUAGAUCUCUUAACAAUUCCCGUUUCUCCCCAGCUUCCUUUGCUCACAAUCUCAGAAUCUCCGUCGCCCUCCUUCCCUGCGCCGCCUUCCUCCUUGACCUCGGUGGCACCCUCGUCCUCGCCAUUCUCACCCUCGGCCUUAUGAUCUCCUACAUCGUCGACUCCCUCAACUUCAAGACCGGUGCCUUCUUCGGUGUCUGGUUCUCCCUCAUCUUCGCUCAGAUCGCCUUCUUCUUCACCUCUUCCCUCACCUCUUCCUUCAAUUCACUCCCGCUCGCUAUCCUCGCCGCCUUACUCUGCGCCCACACCAAUUUCCUCAUCGGCGUCUGGGCUUCCCUUCAGUUCAAGUGGAUUCAAAUCGAGAACCCUUCCAUUGUUCUCGCCCUCGAGCGCCUUCUCUUUGCCUGCAUCCCCUUCCCGGCUUCAGCCCUCUUCACUUGGGCCACCAUAUCCGCCGUCGGCAUCCACAACGCCUCUUACUAUCUCAUGUCUUUCAACUGCCUUUUCUACUGGCUUUACUCCAUCCCCCGUGUUUCUUCCUUCAAAACAAAGCAGGAAGUCAAGUACCAUGGGGGACAGGUUCCUGAAGAUAAUUUCAUUCUGGGGCCUCUCGAUUCCUGCUUCCACACACUCAAUUUGCUCUUCUUUCCUCUUCUCUUCCACAUUGCCUCUCACUACACCAUCCUCUUCUCUUCCGCUGCCGCUGUUUCUGAUCUGUUCCUCCUCUUCUUCAUUCCCUUCUUGUUCCAACUCUAUGCCUCUACCCGGGGUGCGCUUUGGUGGGUGUCUAAGAAUGCUCAACAUCUUCACAGCAUUCGGGUCAUGAACGGUGCUAUUGCUUUGAUUGUCGUCGUUAUCUGCUUGGAGAUUAGAGUUGUCUUCCACUCCUUUGGCCGCUACAUUCAGGUGCCCCCACCGCUCAAUUACCUUCUUGUCACCACGACUAUGCUUGGAGGAGCUUCCGCAGCUGGUGCCUAUGCUUUGGGCAUGGUUUCUGAUGCGUUCAGCUCCCUGGCGUUCACUUUUUUGGCUGUUGUAGUUAGUGCUGCUGGGGCAAUCGUUGUGGGUUUUCCUCUAGUGUUUGUUCCAUUGCCGUCUAUAGCUGGCUUCUACCUGGCUCGUUUUUUCACUAAAAAGAGCCUCCCAUCGUACUUUGCCUUUGUUGUGUUGGGGAGCUUGAUGGUGAUGUGGUUUGUAAUGCAUAAUUUCUGGGAUUUGAAUAUCUGGAUAGCAGGCAUGUCACUGAAAUCUUUUUGUAAACUUGUAACUGCAAAUGUUAUUUUGGCCAUGGCUGUUCCUGGUAUCGCUCUUCUUCCCGCAAAACUUCACUUUUUGACAGAGGCUUGUUUAAUUGCUCAUGCUGUGCUGCUUUGCCACAUUGAGAACCGAUUUUUCAAUUAUUCUGGUAUUUAUUACUAUGGCUUUGAGGAUGAUGUGAUGUACCCAAGCUAUUUGGUUGUUGUAACAACACUAGUGGGUGUGGCUCUAACUAGAAGAUUAUCGGUUGAUCAUCGGAUUGGUUCAAAGGCAGUUUGGAUAUUGACCUGCCUGUACUCUUCCAAGCUUGCUAUGUUGUUUAUUACGUCAAAGUCUGUUGUAUGGGUGUCUGCCAUCCUCUUAUUAGCUGUUUCUCCACCAGUACUUCUAUACAGGGACAAGUCAAGAACAACUUCUAAGAUGAAAGUUUGGCAAGGCUAUGCACAUGCUGGUGUGGUUACUUUAUCUGUCUGGUUUUGUCGUGAAACAAUCUUUGAAGCUCUCCAAUGGUGGAAUGGGAGAUCCCCAUCUGAUGGUUUACUAUUGGGUUUCUGUAUUGUUUUGUCGGGCUUGGCAUGUGUACCCAUAGUUGCGCUGCACUUCUCUCAUGCCCUGUCUGCUAAAAGAUGCCUAGCACUGAUAGUUGCAACAGGUUUAUUGUUUAUCCUGAUGCAACCACCUAUUCCUAUUCCUUUAACAUGGACUUACCGAUCUGACUUAAUCAAAGCUGCCCGACAGUCUGCUGAUGACAUCUCCAUAUAUGGCUUUGUGGCACCAAAGCCCACAUGGCCAGCUUGGCUGCUUAUUGGUGCAAUUCUGCUUACACUGGCAGCUGUUACAUCAGUUAUACCAAUUAAGUAUAUUGUUGAGUUAAGGGUGUUUUACUCCAUUGCUAUGGGUAUUGCUUUGGGUGUGUACAUUUCUGCUGAGUACUUCCUUCAGGCAGCCGUCCUCCACGCUCUCAUUGUUGUGACUAUGGUCUGUGCUUCUGUGUUUGUGGUCUUCACUCAUUUCCCUUCUGCCUCAAGCACAAAGCUUCUACCAUGGGUAUUUGCUUUACUUGUAGCACUGUUUCCAGUAACAUACCUUUUGGAGGGUCAGGUAAGAAUCAAAAGUAUCUUUGGAGAUAGUGGAGUUGGAGAAAUGGGUGAGGAAGACAAGAAGUUGACGACUCUACUAGCUGUUGAGGGAGCAAGGACAUCUCUUCUUGGUCUGUAUGCUGCAAUCUUUAUGCUUAUAGCUCUUGAGGUAAAGUAUGAACUUGCUUCACUAUUGCGUGAAAAAGCUGUUGAAAGGGGGGGAAUGAGACAUGUUCAAUCUGGCCAAAGCACAUCAUCCACUAGUUAUCCUCCAAGAAUGAGAUUCACGCAACAUCGGCGAGCAUCUACUGUGUCCAACUUCACAAUCAAGAGGAUGGCCAGUGAGGGAGCCUGGAUGCCUGCAGUUGGUAACGUUGCUACUGUAAUGUGCUUUGCAAUAUGCCUCAUCUUGAAUGUCAAUCUGACGGGUGGCUCAAACCGUGCAAUAUUUUUCCUGGCACCUAUUUUGCUACUCCUCAACCAGGACUCUGAUUUUGUGGCGGGAUUUGGGGACAAGCAGAGAUAUUUUCCUGUGGCUGUAGUUAUAUCAGUCUACUUGGCCAUGACUGCUCUGUACAGCAUAUGGGAAGAAGUCUGGCAUGGAAAUGCAGGCUGGGGCUUGGAAAUCGGUGGGCCAGAUUGGUUCUUUGCAGUGAAGAAUUUGGCUCUCCUCAUCCUCACUUUCCCCAGCCAUAUCCUUUUCAACAGGUUUGUGUGGAGUUACACUAAGCAAACAGACUCAACACCGUUGAUAACUCUGCCUCUAAAUCUUCCAUCUGUGAUAAUCACGGAUAUUCUGAAAAUUAGGAUAUUGGGUUUGUUAGGAAUCAUUUAUUCUCUGGCCCAGUAUCUGAUCUCUAGACAACAGUAUCUCUCUGGAUUAAAGUAUAUUUAGGCAACACAGAAUCUGUAGACUGUACAAUAUGUUUUUGGCAAAUAUUUCAAGUGAGGUGAAAGUUGGAGAUUGUCACUUGCUUCUUUCACAGUCCUUACUCUUUUUUGUUUAGGCUUUUGAAUGCAUGGAAUUGCUAGAAGCAUCAUCCAUUACCUUUUUUGAGUUAAUUAUAGCAAAAACAUUCCAAUAUGUGAACUAACCUUGUAAACGUUACUAAUGGUUCCUCCUUGGUUAUCUUAACCAUUUUAACUGAACAUUUUGACUUAAUGUUGUAAUAAACCUGGCACAUCCAGUAUCCACCACAAGGAGGAUUCUGGAGCAAGUUUCUCAU